AUGGCAUUCUAUCCCAAUGGCCAGACUGGUGGAAAGGGCCAUGCUCGCGUCAAACGGCAGGAUGAAGCACGAAAUCUCUACCAGUAUCUGACAACGAGUGUCAUCGACGGUCGGCGACUGCAAGUUCAUCUUUGGGACAUUGGUGGAACGACGGCGAAUUUCCUUCGUUGCAAUUGCGAAAGUCCGACCGCACACAAUACGCAGGCCAAUCCGACACAGAGCGCAGAGAUAUCUCGCAUAGCGAUGGCGUCGGGUUGGCGAAUGAUCUCCGCGCCUCAGGCCUCACAAACAGCCAUUGCUCCUGUCCAAUAUCCUAUUGCACCCGCUGCGAAUUAUGCGCCGCCUCCAGCUGCGCAGCUAUCGAUUACUCAAGCUCAGUUGAUAUCGGCGAUGGCCAACAUGGGUUUGAGCCAACAAGACCCUCGCUUUUACCAAUAUGCGACCACAUAUGCUGCACAGUACGCUCAGAUCCUUCCAUCACAGUCUUCUCCGACACACGUCUUCCCUGCACAAGCCUCACAAGCCCAGGCUGGUGCUAGUCGCAGCAGUGCGGCAUACACAACAACGUCUUCCAGCCUGCCGGUGAACGCUCGAAACGGAACCGUUCGGACAGAGGUCCGGGGCGUGUUUGUGAGUGGUCUGAGCUAUCAAGCUCGUCUCAAGGAUGUUCAGGCUCUUUUCAGCAAGGCGGGCGAACUCAGCAAAUGUGAGAUGCAGAAAGACGCCGCGACGGGCAGAUUCAAAGGCAAAGCGACGAUCAAGUACGCCACGGCUGCAGGCGCAGCACAAGCCAUCAGCAUGUUGGACGGAAGGACAUGGCUCGGCAUGGAAUUGAAAGUCCGAGCAGACACAGAGACUACGCCGGUCAGCCCACCGCCAUCCGCACAGGCGAGUAGGACCAGUCAGCCCGUCAUCGUCAACGGGUCGCAGGUUUGUUAA
This is a messenger RNA of Recurvomyces mirabilis, 939 nucleotides long. RefSeq lists its product as uncharacterized. The coding region runs from base 1 to 939 and encodes 312 amino acids. NCBI's taxonomy places the organism in Eukaryota, Fungi, Ascomycota, Dothideomycetes, Mycosphaerellales, Teratosphaeriaceae. The record is from RefSeq and is a predicted model, not a curated record. Gene Ontology annotation, cellular component: ribonucleoprotein complex; nucleus; cytoplasm. The transcript is spliced from 2 exons. Gene Ontology annotation, molecular function: mRNA binding.